AUGUCAGCCUCAAUGGGCAGCCCCAAACUUCCAGUCAUGUCCUUGAAUCUGGUGCUCUCCAUGGAUCUUGCAUCGGCUUCGGACCGAACCAACGCAUCGGAGUCGACGACAAUCAGCGAGCGUCACGACAGUGCACGGACUAGCAUCUGCAGCAGCGACACCGAUAGCAGCAACACGACAUCAUCCAAGAAGGCUCGGAAGCACGUCCGCUUCGAGGAAAAUGUAUGCUGUUCAUACUUUGACGCCAACUGUUGGUCGCCCCAGCCAGAACCCGAGCCCGUACCACAACCACAAUUGCAUCGACGGCCUUCCCUCAUGGCGAGAAGCUGGGCUCGUAUCAAGCUUCGCAACAACUCCACCGAAUCCGAUGUGGGAUCGUCAUCUUCUGCUAGCUUGGAUCGACUGAAAGGCRACAACUAUUCCACCGACUUGCUGGAUGCGGGGAGGGGGAAAGCAUCGGUCGCUCCGGGUCGCGCCAACCCUUAUGGAUAUUCAAUACAGCAACCACUCCGAGAGUCGGCCGGGCGAAGAUACAGUCGCGCUCAGACGACUGUCUGCUGGAAAGCCGAGCCUCCUACUGCCAAGGGAGAUUGGGGUGACUUGCUCGGAACCAGACCCGAGAGGCCUCAAAUGAACAGGGCUUUCACAUAUUGA
Messenger RNA from Ramularia collo-cygni, 654 nucleotides. RefSeq lists its product as uncharacterized. The transcript has a single exon. The record is from RefSeq and is a predicted model, not a curated record. Bases 1 to 654 code for a protein of 217 amino acids. Lineage: Eukaryota; Fungi; Ascomycota; Dothideomycetes; Mycosphaerellales; Mycosphaerellaceae.